This is a messenger RNA of Wickerhamiella sorbophila, 1731 nucleotides long. Its product is annotated as Lysine--tRNA ligase, cytoplasmic. The coding region runs from base 1 to 1731 and encodes 576 amino acids. NCBI's taxonomy places the organism in Eukaryota, Fungi, Ascomycota, Dipodascomycetes, Dipodascales, Trichomonascaceae. Gene Ontology annotation, cellular component: cytoplasm; cytosol. The record is from RefSeq and is a predicted model, not a curated record. Gene Ontology annotation, biological process: lysyl-tRNA aminoacylation. The transcript has a single exon. Gene Ontology annotation, molecular function: ATP binding; lysine-tRNA ligase activity; tRNA binding.
AUGAGUGAUAAUGUUGAUGCCGUAGCUGAGGGCGUUCAGAAGCUGUAUCUGGAUGAAGCCACUGGCGAGAUGGUUUCCAAGACUGAGUUGAAGAAGCGCAACAAGCAACGUGAAAUUGCCAAGAAGAAGGAAGGAAAGGCGGCCAAGGCUCCUGCCGCGGCUGUUUCUGGCAAGAAGCGUGAAGAUAACCUCAACCCCAAUGAGUAUUUCGCUAUUCGCUCCAAGCAGAUCAAUGAGCUCCGUGCCUCCCACAACCCGGAUCCCUACCCUCACAAGUUCCAAGUCACUGCUAGCAUCCCUGAUUUCAAUGCCAAGUACAAGGAUUUGGCCAAGGGUGAGCACCGUGAAAAUGAGAAGGUGAGCGUUGCCGGUCGUAUAUUCACCAAGCGUGAGAGUGGUUCCAACCUCAAGUUCUAUGUUGUUCAUGGCGAUAACGCUGCUGUCCAGGCCGUUGCCCAGUCUCUCGAUGGUAGUGAUCUCGAUAGCAUUCACGAUUUGCUCCGCCGCGGUGAUAUCAUCGGUAUUACUGGCCAUCCUUUCCGUACCUCGCCCAAGCGUGGUGGUGAUGGUGAGAUUUCCAUCUUUAUUGAAAACGUCAUUCUGCUUUCUCCCUGCUUGCGUAUGAUGCCUACUGAGCAUUUCGGAUUCAAGGAUGUCGAAGCCCGUUACCGUCAACGGUAUCUUGAUCUGAUGAUCAACAAUAGCACCCGUGACAUCUUCGUCACCCGCUCCAAAAUCAUUUCUUACAUGCGUCGGUAUCUUGAUAACCGUGAUUUCGUCGAGGUCGAGACCCCUAUGAUGAAUCUGAUCGCUGGUGGUGCCACUGCCAAACCUUUCAUUACCCACCACAAUGACCUCAACAUGGAUUUGUACAUGCGUAUUGCUCCUGAGCUGUUCUUGAAGGAACUCAUCGUCGGUGGUAUGCAGCGGGUCUACGAGAUUGGCCGCCAGUUCCGUAAUGAGGGUAUCGAUAUGACCCACAACCCGGAGUUCACCACCUGUGAAUUUUAUCAGGCAUAUGCUGAUGUCUACGAUCUUAUGGACAUGACUGAGGAUAUGAUUUCUGAAAUGGUCAAGGAGAUCACCGGCUCUUACAAGAUUCAGUACCACCCCGAGGGCAAGGAGUCUGAUAAGGUUUGGGAGCUUGACUUUUCUCGUCCUUGGAAGCGUAUUCCUAUUAUUCCUACUCUUGAGGAGAAGCUUGGCGUCACCUUCCCUCCCGGAGAUCAGCUCCACACCGAGGAGACCAAUAAGUUCUUGCGUGAGCAGUUGGCCAAGCACAAAAUUGACUGCGCUGCUCCUCUUACCAACGCUCGUAUGCUUGACAAGCUUAUUGGCGAGUACCUCGAGGAUAACUGCUUCAAUCCUACCUUCCUGUUUGGUCACCCCCAGAUGAUGUCUCCUCUGGCCAAGUAUGACCGUAAUGAUCCGGGUCUCUGCGAACGUUUCGAGGUCUUUGUUGGCACCAAGGAGAUUGUCAAUGCCUACACCGAGUUGAACGAUCCUUUCGAUCAGCGUGCUCGCUUCGAGGAGCAAGCUCGCCAGAAGGAUGCCGGUGAUGACGAGGCCCAGAUGAUCGAUGAGACUUACUGCCAGGCUCUCGAGUACGGCUUGCCUCCCACUGGUGGUUGGGGCAGCGGUAUCGACCGUCUUGUCAUGUUCUUGACCGAUUCUAACACUAUCAAGGAGGUUUUGUUGUUCCCCACUAUGAAGCCAGAAGUUAACAACUAG